Triticum turgidum subsp. durum (durum wheat) is the source of this 1137-nucleotide messenger RNA. Lineage: Eukaryota; Viridiplantae; Streptophyta; Magnoliopsida; Poales; Poaceae. The record is from the annotation of a GenBank genome assembly.
AUGGCCACCACCAAGAUGUGCAAGCUGCCGAGCGCUACCAGGCUGUUUCUCUUCGUCGCGCAGCUGGGAUGGACAUGGGCACUGAUCCCUCCUUCCCCCGUGGCCGUGGGCCUCUCUGCCCGGCGCUACGACUCCAUCUUCAGCUUCGGCGACUCCUUCGCCGACACCGGCAACAACCCCGUCGUCUUCGCCGCCAGCUCCGUCUUCGACCCUGUCACGCGCCCACCCUACGGCUCCACCUUCUUCGGCCGCCCCACCGGCCGCAACUCCGACGGCCGCCUCAUCAUCGACUUCAUCGCUCAACGCCUCGGCCUGCCGCUCGUCCCGCCGUCCCUGGCGCACAACGGGAGCUUCUGCCGAGGCGCCAACUUCGCCGUCGGGAGCGCCACCGCUCUCGACGCCGCUUUCUUCCACGGUGGCAAGUUCCCUCUUAACGCCAGCUUGGACGUACAGCUGCAGUGGUUCGAGUCGCUCAAGCCUUCUCUCUGCCGCACAACCAAAGAGUGCGAGGCCUUCUUCGGCAGAUCCCUCUUCUUCGUGGGCGAAUUCGGGGUCAACGACUACCACUUCUCUUUCCUCACCAAGAGCGUGCAAGAGAUCAUGUCGUUCGUUCCAGAUGUCAUCAGGACCAUCUCAACGGCCAUCGAGGGGCUGAUCAAGCACGGGGCGACAAAUUUCGUGGUUCCAGGGACAAUCCCAUCGGGAUGCGCACCGCCGGUUCUCGCCUUGUUCCCCAGUGCCGCCCCGGCAGAAUACAACUCCACCACCGGUUGCCUGGAAGAUAUCAACAAGCUAGGGAUGCACCACAACCUGCUGCUGCAGGAGGCCCUUGACAAGCUCCGGGGCAGGCACCCGGACGCCAUGAUUGUUUAUGCCGACCUCUUCGGUCCAAUCAUGGACAUGGUGGAGUCGCCUGGCAAGUAUGGGUUUGAAGAAGAUGUUCUUACCAUUUGUUGCGGAGGGCCUGGGACACUUUUCUGCGGCGAUGAAGGUGCAAACCUGUGCGAGAAACCGGCUGCUCGUCUGUUCUGGGACGGCGUCCACUUGACGGAGGCGGCUUACCGCUACAUCGCCGAUAUCUGGCUGGACAGCAUAGAUUCCCCUGCAAGACAGAGCAGAUAUCAGUUAGUGAGGUAG